Mytilus californianus (California mussel) is the source of this 7200-nucleotide messenger RNA. RefSeq lists its product as uncharacterized. Gene Ontology annotation, molecular function: protein binding. Bases 1 to 6264 code for a protein of 2087 amino acids. The record is from RefSeq and is a predicted model, not a curated record. NCBI's taxonomy places the organism in Eukaryota, Metazoa, Mollusca, Bivalvia, Mytilida, Mytilidae. The transcript is spliced from 4 exons. Gene Ontology annotation, cellular component: nucleus; cytoplasm.
AUGACGUCAAUUAAAACAAACACAACUGAAUGCUCAUUAACGCAAGAAGAAAUAAACUACCUACGGACAGCGAACUUAAUACUUCGAGUGGCUCCAACUGCUGUCAGAUUUAAAUUUGACAAGGAAUUAGCCCCUUUUACACUUCAACAAACUCUGAAUCAAGCUAGACUUAAAGUGUUAGCACCUUUGAAGGAAAAGAAAGUUAUAAACCAGACACAAUGGAAUUUUUUAUUUCCUAUCUCAGGGAAGGCCUCAUCUACGACUUUUGACUUGACACUGAUGAUUUGUUUGAUUAGACAUCUAGCACAGAUAUCAGUAUCGGACAUUUUACCACAUCCAACUGAUACAAGUGAAGGGGCUGAUUUAUCAAGGCUGAAAUAUUAUAGGAACAAGAUUGCUCACUCCAAUGAUGGUGUAUUAACUGACAGCCAACUCAACGAUUACUGGACCGACAUUUCUCGGGCAAUUGUAAGUCUGGGUGGACACAGCUUUCAACAAAAAUGUGAUAACCUGAAAAUAUGUAAGCUAGAUAACAAUGAUAGAGAAAUAAUCAUAGAGAUAAGAAAUAUGGAGAGAUCACAUGACCCGAUUCCAAAGGGGUUAAAGGGGAUCCAUAUCGCGAUAAUCGAAGAAUGGGAAAAACAAAAAGUAGUAGAAACAAGAGCUAUCAAACAUCUACUUCACUUGGUAAAGAAAACGGAUACCGUUGUUGCUGUUGGAUCAUCAGGAUGCGGAAAGUCUACAUCUAUCCAAUAUGUUGCUUUAAUGUUACAUCAUCAACAAGGGUUUGACAUCGUACCUCUUUCAAGUCCAGAUUGCAUCUUACAAUAUUUUAAUCCUGAACACAAACAAGUGUUUGUUAUUGAUGACAUUUGUGGUAAAUCUACAAUUGACAACAAUUUGGUUAACGCUAUGAGUAGAAUGAAAGUUGCAAUAAAAAAAAUGUUUAAAAGUAACACAGUAAAAAUUUUAUCUUCGUGUAGAACACACAUUUUUCAAGACCGUCUCUUUAAAAAUAUCAUGUUUAUGGCUACUGCGGUAUGUAAUUUAACAUCUGAUUUUUGCUUGACAAAACCAGAGAGAAUGUCAAUCGCUAAGAUGUAUCUGACAAACGAGGAGGUGACAAAAAUACAGGUAAAUAUUUUUGAGAUGUUUGACUUUUUCCCCCUUUUAUGCAAUCUUUAUACAAAGCAAACAGGAAGAGAUGUCAUUGCGUUUUUUUCUAACCCAGUACAGGUAAUAAGAGAGGAUAUUCAAUUGUUAUUUAAUUCUAAUGAUCAAACAACAUUUGCAACGUUAUUCCUUUUCAUUGUUUAUAAUAACAAUUUACACGAAAAUCUGUUGUUAGAAAAAUCAGGUAUUAAACAAGUUCUUGAAGAGUUAUUUGACAACUUUCAGGUUCAAAGUAAUUUAUCACCUCAAAUUAUAGGAUAUGAAUUAGAAAAAUUGUGCGAGGGAUAUAUAAAAAAAAGUGCAGAUACAUACAGUAUUUUGCAUGACAAAUUGUUUACAAUUUUUGUGUCUUUCUGCGGUCAGCAUAAGUUUGAUCUUGUGCUUAAUAUUGCCCACACAGAAGUUGUACGAGAUCGAUUUCUGUUGGAACGUUUAAUUACAGAGGAAACGGAUGCAACAGAUUAUUGCAUUACAAUUCCGGAAACAAAGACAACAAAAUAUUUUGAGAGACUGCUAAGAGAUAUAAAUGACGGUUUUCUUGAAAAUAUAUUCUUGAAUACACAAUUAAAGUAUGAAUCGUUUCGUCAGCAAUUGAUCGGAUUUCUUGUAGACAGUAUUGAUAUACGUAAAACUGUUAAUUUAUUAGACAACGAAACACAUUACACGUUGAUAUUUUCAAUGGUAUGUCAAGAUUAUAGUGAUAUGUUACAAUUAUUGUUAUCAAAAGAUAUUGACGUGGACAGUAGAGAUGUAAGCUUUAGCUAUUUUAACAUUUUACGUGUAGACACCCCAUUAUUUAAAGCAUCAACAGAGGGAUUUGUCGAUACUGUCACGAUCCUGUUACAGCAUGAAGCUAAUCCAGAUAUCAUAUGUGGACAAUCAGAAACCUCACUUUUUGCAGCCUCAGAGAAGGGUUAUAGUAAUAUUGUAAAAUUAUUACUUUACCACAAAGCCAAUCCUAAUAUUAAAAGCAGAGUAAAAAUAGCACCAUUGUAUGUAGCUGCAUUGAAUGGUUAUGCGACUAUAGUAAAACUACUGUUAUCAUUUAAAGCUUAUCCUAAUACUGUCAGCUGGGGAAAUGUAACACCUCUGCUUGAGGCUUCGAGGAAUGGUCAUAUAGAUGUUGUAAAGUUACUACUAGAAUAUAAUGCUGACCCCAAUUUGAGAGAUAAGUACAGUCGAAUUCCACUUGAUAUAGCAUCGGAAAAAGGUUUCACAGGCAUAGUAUCAUUACUGUUACAGUACAAAUCAGACAAAAAUCACCGUGAUGAGGAUAAUGUAACACCUCUUUUUAGAGCUUUGAUUGCAAAUCACACGGAUACUGCAAGGGUACUUUUAGAACAUGGCGCUGCUAUCGAUAUUUGUGAUGUUAUUAUUAUGACACCUUUUCUCAUUACGGCUGAAAGGAAUAACACAGAAAAUGGCGUUGUAGAUACUCUACUGACCAUAUUAAAAAAUAAAGCUGAUCGAAAAGUUAUAAGUGGAAUGUUAGAAACUUCUCUAUAUGUAGCUUCAGAAAAAGGUUAUAAAGAUGUUGUAGAAUUACUCUUAAACCAUAAAGCUAAUCCAAAUAUUAAAAGCAGAGGAAAAAUAACUCCUCUGUAUAUAGCUUCACUUAAAGGACAUGCUGCAAUAGUAAAACUACUUUUAUCACAUAAUGCUGAACCUAAUACUGGAAGCUGGGGAGAUGUGACGCCACUUUUUGAAGCUUCGAAGUGUGGUUAUAUUGAUGUUGUAAAGUUAUUACUAGUAUAUAAUGCUGACCCAAAUUUGAGAGAUAAGUACAGUCAAAUACCUCUUGAUAUAGCAUCGGAAAAAGGUUACACAGACAUUGUAUCAUUGCUGUUGAAGUACAAAUCAGAAACAGAUCACCACGAUGAGGAUAAUGUAACACCUCUUUUUAGAGCUUUGAUCGCAAAUCACACGGAUACUGCAAAGGUACUUUUAAAAUAUGGCGCCGAUUACAAUAUUUGUAAUAUGAUUAAUAUAACACCUUUCUUUGUUGCGCUAGAAAAGGAUAACACAGAAAUUGUAAGCCUAAUGCUUGAUUAUGGAGCAGGCGGAAAUAUCAAAAACCGGUAUAAUGCAAUACGUUUUUAUUUAGCCUGUAAAAGAGAUGAAACAAUUGCAGUUAAUUCUUUAUUAGAAAAACAAGUUAUGGUAAACAGUACUGAUUAUGAAUUUAACCAAUCAGCGCUGCACGUAGCUUGCUGUCUUGGUCAUACUAAUAUUGCAAAAAUACUUUUAAACGAAAACUGUGACAUAAACAUACGUGAUAAAUAUGGCGCAACGCCUCUCUUUAGAUCUUCUUUCUCAGGCCGAACAGAUACCGUUAAUUUAUUGUUAGAUCACAAAGCAAAUGUAAAUGCUAUCGAUAUUUUUGGGGACACACCGGUUUUAGUAGCUACAAUGAAGAGUCAAAUUGAGAUUGUAAGACUAUUGUUGAAAUACAAGUGUGAUGCAAAUAUCAGAAACAGGCGCAAUAAAACACCUUUGCAUUACGCUUCCGGUGCUGGUUAUACAGAGCUUGUAAAACUAUUAAUUGAACAUACCAAUGAUCUCGAGAUGUAUGAUACUGAUCAUGAGACACCACUCCAUGUUGCUUCGCGCAACGGUAAUGUUGAUAUUGUUCAUUUACUUUUGCAACACCAUUGUAAUCCAGAUUUAUGCUAUAAAGACAGCGAAAAACCUUUGUCUAUAGCUUGUCGUGAAGGCCAUGUACAGUCGUUGUUAGAACAUCCUCGUGAUUCAACUAUCCACAAUAAAGACAGCGAAACACCUUUAUUUAUAGCUUGUCAAAAUGGUCAUAUUGAGGUUGUAAAGUUAUUGUUACAUUACCAUUGUGAUCCAGAAAUCUCCAAUGAAGACUACGAAACACCUUUGUUUACAGCUUGUCGUUAUGGUCAUAUGCAGGUUGUAAAGUUAUUAUUACAACAUGAUUCGAAUGAUAAAAAGACGAAAACCAACGAAUUAUCUACCAGUGACAGUUCUGAGAAAGAACCAACAAAGUAUAUUGAUAUCCCUGAUAAAAGAGGAAAAACUUGUCUGAAUGUAGCAAUUUCAAGAGGAGUUCGUCAUGUCGGUAUUGUAAAAUUAUUGCUAGACCACAAAGCAGACCCUAACAUCAGCGAUGAAAAUAAUGAGACUCCUUUGUUUAAAGCUUCCAAUAUUUGUUCUACAAAUGUCGUAAAGGUAUUAUUAGAACACAACGCUAAUCCAAAUAUUGGCAACACAUUGGAUGAAACACCAAUUUACAAUGCUGCAUGUAAAGAUAAUAUGCAAAUUGCUAAAAUAUUGCUAGAAAACGGCUGUGAUGCUAGUAGUGUUAAUAAAUUUCAAGAAACGCCACUGUUUGUUGCUUCAUCUAAAGGUUAUGUUGAAUUGGUAAAGUUGUUAUUGAAAUACAAAUGUGGUUCCAAUAUUCACAAUAUAGAAAACGAAUCACCGCUUUUUACAGCUGCUAGUAAAGGUCACGUAGAAAUUGUAAAACUUCUUUUAGAACAUAACAUUGACCAUGUUGACUGCAAUUUCUUUAACAACAAACACGAGACUCCUCUUUUCAUUGCAGUAUCAAAUGACCAUCUAGAGGUUGUGAAAGUAUUACUUAACAAAAGAAACUGCAAUACGGAUAUGAGCAAUAAAGACAACACAACCGAGGAUGAACAAUUACUAUCAGAACAAAUUUGUAAUACAAAUAGCGUGAAUGAAGAAAAUGAAACACCUUUGUUUAGAGCCGCAAGUAACGGUAACGCAGAAAUGGUAAAAUUGUUAUUGAAAUGCAAAUGUGAUUCCAAUAUUCACAAUAUAGAAAACGAAUCGCCGCUUUUUACAGCUGCUAGUAAAGGUCACGUAGAAAUUGUAAAACUUCUUUUAGAACAUAACAUUGACUGCAAUUUCUUUAACAUAAAGCACGAGACUCCUCUUUUCAUUGCAGUAUCAAAUCACCAUCUAGAGGUUGUGAAAGUAUUACUUAACAAAAGUAACUGCAAUACGGAUAUUAGUUAUAAAGACAACACAGCCAAAGCUGAAAAAUUACUAUCUGAACAAAUUUGUGAUACAAAUAUCGUGAAUGAAGAAAAUGAAACACCUUUGUUUAGAGCCGCAUGUAACGGUAACACAGAAAUGGUAAAAUUGAUACUUGCUAGAAACUCUAGUGCAAAUAUAUCUAAUAAUAAAAAUGAAACCCCUCUCUGUAUUUCUUCGUGUAAUGGUCAUUAUGAAGUUGUUAAAGUAUUAGCAGAACGCAACUGUGAUCUAAAUCUCUGUAAUGAUCAACACGAAACGCCUCUAUUCCAAGCACUGUUGCAAGGCCAUACCAAAAUUGCAGAAUUAUUGGUGCAAAAUAAUUGUGAUGUUAACAUAUUAAAUGAGGUCAACAUGUCUCCUCUUAGCUUAGCCUCACGCAACGGCCAGAUUGAGAUUGUGCAACUAUUAUUAAACCGUAUGUGUGAAAUUGAGGUUUCUGACGUAACGACUGUUAGUCCUUUGUAUAUUGCAUCCUACUUAAACCAUACUGAAAUAGUAGCGAUGAUCCUGAAAUAUAAAUCUGAACAUAACAUCAAACUGUGUAUGAAAACUUAUAGUUGGGUUCUCUAUGCAGCUGUAUAUAACGGCAAUGCAGACAUUGUAAAAAUGUUACUGGAAAAUAAUUGUGAUUAUUAUAAAUGUAAUAUGUAUAUCAAAAAACCCCUCAUCAUAGCAACAGAAAUGGGCUCUAUCGAAAUUGUAAAAUUAUUAUUAAUGAACAAUUUCGAUUCUAAUAUAUGUAAUUCUGAUAAUGAAACGCCUCUUUUUAAGGCUUCGUUUGAGGGCUUUUCUGAGAUUGUAAAACUAUUGUUAAAAAACAAUUGUGAUCCUAAUCUAAGUGAUAAGUAUAAUCAAAGUCCUCUCCACAUAGCUUCCAGUAGGGGUCAUACCGAUAUUGUAGAACUAUUAUUACGCUAUAAUUGUAAUUCUAGCCUUCGAAACCAACGCAAUGAAAGUGCUUUGGAUAUAGCUUCAGAAUUGAAUCAUACUGAAAUAAUGUUAUUAUUAAGACGCGAGAACAAAGGAAUAAGACGAGAGAAAAAAAGGAAAUGUAAAAUCUCUUAAAACUUUAGUUUUUUGUAAAUUCAGAAAAGUUUGCGAUCGUUUAAUUUUUCUGGUAAUUUUGAUUAGAGUCGCAAAACUUAAAAACUCGCAAUUCAUAUUUUCCUAUUAAGAUUUGCAUGCAGAAUGUUUUGAAAUUUCAAUGAAUAAACUCCUACUUGUGAGGAUUGUUGAACAAUCGUAACGAUAAAUGUAUAUACUACUAUCUGAAUUCACAGUAUCUAUUAAAUGAUUGUUCUAGUGGAAACUGUAGGGGUCUCUGAGAAUAUAGUCUUACAAUUCCAACAAUGGUAAUCUUUUUUGUCGGUAUUACUUUGGAGGUACUCUUGACUGUUUACAGCCUUUGUCACUUAAUUGCAGAUAAUUCACAGACCCCAACACAGCUUUUUCUAGAACAUUCUUGAGCAGAUAUAGAUUGAUUGUAUAUUACAGUAUAUUCAAAUUUGAUUUAGAUAAUUUGAUAUUUUUUGUGUAUUUGAAACAGUUUCUUUUGUGUUUGUCUUGCAAAUGUGUAGCUUAUUGCUUUAGAACUAUACGUAUUGUGUUUGAAAAUGUGUUGAAAAUGUUAUUUGCUCGGUUUAAUAUCGACAUCUGGUUUCUUCCUUUAAUUUUUUAUGAUCUUUUGUUUUCGUACAAUAGUUGUGAAUGACCAAACAAAUUUAAGCAAUGCCAUCAAUUGCACCACAACAUUUGUAGUAAAGGAGGGAUUUGUAUCCAUGAACAUGUAUAAAUUGUUCAAAUAUAUUUAGUAUUUUUGAAUCAUCGCUGAUAACAUUAUCUUAGAGUACAACGUUUCAAAUGCGAUCGACUAAUGUAACUGUUGUUGAAUAUUUAAGUUUAAAUUUUGAUACCCUUCUUAAGAUGAAAUGAACAUUUACAUGAUUAAUAAUAUUUAUAAGACUUAUCGUAAUGUUUCAAUAAAUGUAUACAUUUUACUUA